AUGAGUUCCGAAAUCAAGACCAUGGAAGAUGGCAGCGAUUGCCCUGGAGUCUGCGUUCAACCAGAAAGUCCUCCACGAUCAGAUCAGGAUCUGAAGACCAUCACCUGCGGAUGCGGUUUUGGCUAUUACACCGACGCGGGAGUUUGGGUGUCAGGCGCUGCUGUCCGAGCCGGUCGCGCGCCACCCAGGCCAACAGAGCCCAAGGCAGAAUCAGACAGCGAGGGCCAGGAUGGAAAGUAG
This is a messenger RNA of Exophiala mesophila, 240 nucleotides long. RefSeq lists its product as uncharacterized. The coding region runs from base 1 to 240 and encodes 79 amino acids. NCBI's taxonomy places the organism in Eukaryota, Fungi, Ascomycota, Eurotiomycetes, Chaetothyriales, Herpotrichiellaceae. The record is from RefSeq and is a predicted model, not a curated record. The transcript has 3 exons.